CGGGUGGAAAGCCAGCCUGGCGAGCUUUCAGUUCGCGGUCGCCCGUUCAGCAGUUUGGUAGUGUGCGAGAAAUACGGGGAGAUUUCAAACCUGUACACACGUGGUGCCUUAGGGAAGAAUUUUGGUGGUGUUUUGUCGGAGUGCAUGGAGUGUGAAUCAGCCCUUUCCGAGCGCAGUGUCGGCGUGCGAUAAAAACAUUCCGGUGUGAAACGAGGCGACUAUCAACCGACUAAGAGAAAAGUGUUUGCUGAUUCCUGUCGUCGGAGAGAAAAAAAAAGGGAAACAAGUGCGAUAAGGGGAAGAAAAGCAGCGAAUGUUGAAGGUGGUGUAGUUCCAAAAUAUUUACGCAAUGAACGAAUUUCGGUGCCGAUGGUUCGACGGUGGUAGAAAACUACUUCCAGUGGAUUGAAAAGUGGUAGUUUCGGUGGUGUAGAGAAAGGGUUCCAAGAGUGUGAGAAAAACGGAAAAAAAUAAUAGCGUAACUUAAUCUGCCCUGUUAAUUAAUCAAACCAUUAUGCGAUGAUUAUACGCGCUAGUGCGACGACUAGGACCACCUCGACCACUAGCACCGUAACAGCCGACAACACCUACUUUUCCGGAUCCCGAGAGAUUGUCGCCACCACCCCUUCUACUGCCUGCACCUUGUGUCGGGAAACGGCUGUCAGCAUUACAACAGCAUGGUCACAGCCAACCGGAAUGCGUCGGUUAUUUUUGGAGGAGUCGCCCUGCUUCUCCUGGGCUUCCUGAAAGAAGUGAUGACUGCAAAAAACUACACAUUAAAACCGAGGGUGGUUUUGCCUGACGACUAUGUCAAAGAGGUAAGACCACCCUCGAAAAAAGGUACCCCCGUAGUGGUAGAGUUCAGCAUAUUCGUCGUCGACAUCAACUCGAUCAACGUGGAAGACAUGGAUUUCAGAGUAGAUAUGUUCGUGCACCAGAAGUGGGUCGAAUCGCGGCUGGAUUUGCACGACGACAUCUUCGAGGAUGGCGACGAUCACGUUAUACUUCCGCCCGAAUUUUUUGACAACCUGUGGCAACCGGAUCCGUACUUUCUGAAUUCGAAAAUUUCAGAAAUCGCCACCCUCACGCACAAGUUCUCCUCGGUGACACUGUACAAAAAUUCGACCGUUCGAUAUGCUUGUAUGAUGCACGCCAUAAUUGCCUGUCAGAUGGAGUUCCAGCUGUACCCGAUGGACAUCCAAAUUUGUCCAAUCUACAUCGAAAGCUUCUCCUAUCACAAUCAGAAAAUUCGACUCAAAUGGGCCGACAACGGUGUCACCAUCAACCCGGAGCUCAAGCUGCUGCAGUACAACCUGGGGCAGCCACUACAGCUGGAGGAGACUGACGGCUAUAUGCCGGAGAAAUACGGUAACUUUUCCCGGUUAGCAGUAUAUUUUCGAUUCGAACGACAGAUAGGGCACCACCUGAUCCAAACCUUUGCACCUUCGACCCUGGUGGUGAUGUUGUCUUGGUUCAGUUUUUGGCUUGGGCUAGAUGCCAUUCCGGGUCGAGUGACGCUUCUGGUGACGUGUAUGCUGACACUCGUAACGAUGUUCACCGGAAUGCGAGCAGAUAUUCCUCCGGUGGCCUAUGUGAAGGCACUGGACCUUUGGAUGGCGGGUUGCAUGAUGUUUGUGUUCUCUGCGCUGGCCGAGUUUGUAGUCGUCAAAGUGCUGGACGUGCAAUACCAAUAUCAGGUGAACAAGGUACCGAAAGUACUUCCAAUGAGGAUCAGUGCCAUGGAGAAGGGCCAAUGUGCCACGGUGGCCAACUGGGAGGGCGGCACGGUGAACGUUCGCCCUCGAAAGCCAACACAAACGCCCACAACCCCGGGACAGGUGUCCCUGCAGGGCAACGGAGGACCUCAACCCCCGCCAGCCAAACAACCAACGCGAAGGCAAAGCAUUCUAUCGGUGGCGUGGACCGACACGGACACCGGUGUAGAAAAGAUUAUGUGGCGUGAGAUUGAUAAAAUGUCGCGUGUGAUAUUUCCGGGCCUGUUUCUCCUAUUCGUUAUACUCUACUGGCCAAUACUGAUUUUCAAAACGUCCUGAUCGACGAUGGAACCAUAGACGUCUGGGCUAAUAAUUUUUCUUAUCUAGAAUCACCCUUGUCCUAUAAACUAUACUCCUGCACCCUUGUCCAUGUCUUGCUGCUUCCGUCUAUUUCUUCUGGUCUAGAUAGUCGAGCUAUCUGAUUUCCAUCCACGAUGCACCUCAACUUGUAGGAGGGCGCUUGAGCUGGUUUUCUGUUUCGAGACGACCCGGUUUAAAAUUAAGUCACCAAUUUACGCGGAUAUCUCGUUUUCCGGUAAUAUUCAAGAUUCCUCCAAUCGUAAAAAAAGACAAAUCUUAUCACAAAAAUAUGACACAGCUCAAUAGAGUAGGGAAAAGUAGGGCUCUUUAAAUUGAAUCAAUUUUAACGUAAGAUCAGCACCCUUUUCGUAAUGCCUUCCAUCUUAAAUGGGCUUUCAAAUGCUGGUUUGUGUGGACGUGCAUAUCGGCGUUAGAUUGAUGCAAAAUUUGAAAUUUUUGCUCCACAGUGCUCAAAAGGUUUCAAAUCAGGUCUUGAUAAGCCACCCAAAAUUUAAACUCAUUUGGUAAGAAACUGACGUGGCACAAACCAUUUGAAAUUUAUAUGGAAAUUACUAUGG
Molecule: messenger RNA, 2653 nt
Organism: Ochlerotatus camptorhynchus
Lineage: Eukaryota; Metazoa; Arthropoda; Insecta; Diptera; Culicidae
Gene: alka
Product: alkaliphile
Exons: 8
Coding region: 678-2054 (458 amino acids)
Biological process (GO): chloride transmembrane transport; nervous system process; signal transduction
Cellular component (GO): neuron projection; plasma membrane; synapse
Molecular function (GO): excitatory extracellular ligand-gated monoatomic ion channel activity; chloride channel activity; transmembrane signaling receptor activity
Source: RefSeq, a predicted model, not a curated record